CGCGAACUUUUCGCGAAAUAGUUGUCAGUGCGAAGGCCCAGCGACUGGCCGUGAAAACGCAUAGCUCAAAAAAGAGUAGAAAAUAAAGUGAAAACUCGUGAAGUUCGCGCUUCAAAAUUAUGGAUAUCCUUUCGGCUCUAUUGGGAUUAUUUUCAAUUGGAUUUGUGGCAACAGCCAGCCUGAAUAUGGAUUUAAGCCAACAACAGCUGCAGUUGGUUGGCAAUGGUUCAUAUAGCUCCGUUGAUGCCAGCCCCAACUUUAACGUCACGCUCAAUCUGACCGACAGCAACUGCCCCUCACUGUUGAACGCGGAUUCCUUAAGCCAAACGGAGCUGGUCAGCCGCCUCACAAGCAACUGUCGAUAUGAUCGCCUGGAGCCGCCCAUAACGGUCAAUGCUACCGGCGAGAUUGUGCCCCUUUCUGUGAACGCGCGCUUUUAUAUCUAUGCGCUGAAGGAUCUGGACUCAAACGACUUGCAGUUCAUGCUGCAGGGAUUGCUGCAGCUGCGCUACAACGACUCCCGCUUGGCCUUUUCCAACUAUGCGCCAAACCGCGAGCAGCCAAUUGUGGGUGAUGGCAGGCUGAGAAGUAUGCUUUGGGUACCCCAUGUCUUUCUGGCAAAUGAACAGAGCUCCAAUGUGCUGGGCACCAACGAAAAGGAUCAGCUGACCACUAUUUAUCCAGAUGGCACGGUACUCCUCUCGACGCGCAUACAGGCUACGUUGUACUGCUGGAUGAACUUCCAAAAGUUUCCGUUUGACGAUCAGAAAUGCACCACAAUACUGGAGAGCUGGAUGUACAACACUUCGAUGCUGCAGCUGCACUGGGAGCCCACAAAUCCAGUAAGCUUUCACUCUCAGCUCCAGCUGACGGAAUACGAUCUGUACGGUUGGGUGACCAAUGAGUCCAUCACCAUCUCAGACGCCUAUACCAUGUCACAUGGCGCCCUGAUAGGUAACUACAGUGCGCUGAGCUUCAGUGUGCUGCUCAGCCGUGAGGUUGGCUACUAUGUUAUAGACUAUUUUGUGCCCUCCAUGAUGAUAGUGGCCAUCUCGUGGGUAUCCUUCUGGCUGCAGGCAGAUCAGACUCCGGCACGCUCCAUGCUCGGCUGCUCAACUUUGCUCUCGUUUAUCACGCUCUCGCUGUCGCAGGAGAACAGCCUGUCGAAGGUCAGCUAUGUAACCAUGUCGGAGGUUUGGUUCCUUGUCUGCACCGUCUUCAUCUUUGGCAGCCUCAUGGAGUUCGCUUUCGUGAACACCAUUUGGCGACGCAACAAUAAUCUGGAGCUAAAGAAGCGCACCACGAAAUACAUUGUACGCUCCACCUUUGUGCCCAAGCUGAAACGCAAUCCGCGCAGCUUCAAUCGCAGCACAAGCACAAUGAGCAGCUGCAACAAGGUAUGUGGAAGCAAUCCAAAGAACACAGUCAUCACCAUCGAGACGCCCAUCAUCAUAGGCGAUGGCCUGAGCAGAGAGAACUCAGCAAUAAGCUUGGAGGAGACUGAUACCAGCAUAAGUUCCGGCUCCACAGCAACGCUGACUGAGACGCCGACCGAGAAGCCGGCGCAAACAUUUGCGACAAUGACGCCCAAGGAGGUGUCGCUGUGGAUCGAUCGCAAGAUGCGCUUCGUCUUUCCCCUCGCAUUCCUCAUAUUCAAUGCGCUCUUCUGGACGCUGGUCUACUGCCUCUGACCGGUUACCAUAGGGAACACAAUGCUCAAAGUCCAAAUACGCCAACUCAGGAGCAGGCGGAACUGUGCUGUGAUGAUGCCACAAAUCGUGUUGAAAUUUAACAGUUUUGUCUAUAGCGUUUAAGUAGUCUAGUCUAUAAUACCUAAAGUUGAUGUGUCAUAUAGUCGUUUAGUG
Molecule: messenger RNA, 1865 nt
Organism: Drosophila novamexicana
Lineage: Eukaryota; Metazoa; Arthropoda; Insecta; Diptera; Drosophilidae
Gene: pHCl-2
Product: glycine receptor subunit alpha-2
Exons: 2
Coding region: 120-1691 (523 amino acids)
Biological process (GO): signal transduction; regulation of membrane potential; chemical synaptic transmission
Cellular component (GO): neuron projection; synapse; membrane
Molecular function (GO): extracellular ligand-gated monoatomic ion channel activity; neurotransmitter receptor activity; transmembrane signaling receptor activity
Source: RefSeq, a predicted model, not a curated record